AUGGAACGACCCCCCGUGGCGGAUUCAACUCGACAGACGUCGCGAAUCCCGGCUUCAGGACGAAUGCUCCAGUUGACACCGCGCAACUUCGAUGUAUUCCCUCGUUUCGCAUUCAUGGGGCGUCAGUUGGACAACAUGCACGAGGAUGACCGGGAGACAAGGGCGCAUCCACCCGCGGCCGGCUCUCUUUGUUUUCGCUCCGGCGCAAAUGGGAGUACGAGCGGUGGCGAGCGUGCCAACUCUCUGGCAAGGGGCUCAAUGGUUGAUCAACCUAGUGGCUGCCGUGGAUCGAAUGGCACUCUGGGCAAAGCUCACCACUUUGCGUCGUUUCCGGUGGGUGGUUCCCAUCUCAGAGCCUAA
Molecule: messenger RNA, 360 nt
Organism: Mycena indigotica
Lineage: Eukaryota; Fungi; Basidiomycota; Agaricomycetes; Agaricales; Mycenaceae
Exons: 1
Coding region: 1-360 (119 amino acids)
Source: RefSeq, a predicted model, not a curated record